AUGGCAGAACACCUGAAGCAUUUACAAAUGGUGUUUGAGUUGUUGAAAGCAAACCAACUGUUGAUCAAGAAGUCAAAAUGCAGUUUCGGCCAAGACAAAGUUGAAUAUCUGGGCCAUGUCAUUUCGAAACAUGGGGUGAGUACUGAUGAGUCUAAAAUCAAAGCUAUGUUAGAUUGGACCCAGCUCAAAUCAGUCAAGGAAUUGAGAGGAUUCUUGGGCCUCACAGGCUACUAUAGAAGGUUUAUCAGAAAUUUUGCUACAAUUAGUAAGCCCUUGACUAGCCAAUUAAAAAAGGAAAAUUUCAACUGGUCCAUGGAAGCAACCCAAGCUUUUGAAGAGCUGAAGCAAGCCAUGGUCCAAGCCCCAGUAUUAGCCCUGCCAAAUUUUGCAAUACCUUUCAUUGUGGAAGUAGAUGCUAGUGGAAAGGGAAUGGGACAGUUUUAA
Messenger RNA from Nicotiana attenuata, 444 nucleotides. RefSeq lists its product as uncharacterized. The coding region runs from base 1 to 444 and encodes 147 amino acids. NCBI's taxonomy places the organism in Eukaryota, Viridiplantae, Streptophyta, Magnoliopsida, Solanales, Solanaceae. The record is from RefSeq and is a predicted model, not a curated record. The transcript has a single exon.